CGGUGGUUAUGGAGAUGAAAUGGGACUGCGAGUUGUCAAGACCACGGUGAUGUUCGAGUGUCCAUAAAGGGAUGCCCAGGAAGAUAGGAUUCAUUGUGGUCAACUCUUCGAGUCAUGAGGAUAACUUCUCUGCCAAGGAGCUCAUGGUCCAUGCACCCACAGUCAAUGGCUGGAGAUCCAGCAGGUCGUGCGCUUACCCUCAACACAUCACCCUCCAGCUGGUGGAGAGAAGUAGGGUGAGGAAGCUGCAGCUGCUGGCCCACCAAUACCUGAUCCCAGCUAAGGUUGAGUUCCACAUUGGAGACACCCUCCCUGAAACCAGCCCUCCAGGGUUCCCAGGGCAGCUUCGCAGACUCGGGUAUGUGUCUUUGUCAGACAAUGAGAAGACAGGCUUCAAAGCUCGGGAGCUGAAGUCGGUCCAUGUCGACGCCGUUGGAACAUACCUGAGAAUAACCUUUCAUAGGAACCACGUCAACAGUUACAAUCACUACAAUCAGGUUGCUUUGGUUGCCAUUAAUGUUCUGGGAGAUUCUUUGGAUGGCAAUGCUUUUAACACAAUUCCAAGCAGAGAGCAGCUGAUCGAACACUACCUCAACAGUACUCAGCUGGAAGCCGCCUUGGACACGACCUUCAUGGGCAAAUGUGAGUCCUUCUCCCCCUUGGACGACCUGGCCUUUGACAUGUACCAGGACCCCGAAGUUGCUCACAUCAUCCGUCUCCUGGACCAAAAGAAGCAGGACACGGUCCGGCAGGAGAAAUAUGAGCAGGCCAAGAAUCUGAAGCAGGCCAUCGCUGACCUGCAAAAGGUGGGGGAGCGCUUGGCUCGAUAUGAUGUGGAAAAGCGAUGUGCCAUAGAAAAGGAGGACUAUGACCUGGCCAAGAAGAAGAAGGAUCUGAUGGAGGAGUACAGGAGGAGCGUCUACAAGCAGCUGGAGGUCCACAACCUGUUGGACAUGACAAUGAUCACGAGGGCGACAGAUCCAUCCCCACUCCAGGAUCCUCCCUCCUUUCUGCCUUCUCCAGGUCAUCGUUCAGUCCCUGCCAAGCCCCUUGUGUCCACAGACACAUUCAGAAAGGGGAAGAAAACCAACACGCCUCAUAAUCAACAGGCAGCCACAGAAACUGUUGUGCCCAAGCUAAGCACCCAACCUGAAACCCCCUGCACCCCUGCUGCAGUACCCAAGAUAGAUGUUACCAGUGUGCCUUAUGAUGAGAGGCCGCUGCCAGCCCUUCAGAGGAAAGACCGCCCAGUGGAGCCCAUCCAGAGCCCUGCAGAGCAGCACUCCCCUCAACCUGAUGCCCACAGGAGUCCAACCAACCCUGAGAUGAGCGGAGAGCCAGAGCCCCUGACUGAGAAAACCCAGAGAGAGGCUGGCCUUCCAAUAGAGGUUUAUGGAGAAAGCCUGGUGGCCGGGGCGUAUUCCAAAACCUGGUCCUACAGAGAGGAUGCUCUGCUGGCUGUGUACAAGAGGCUUUUGGAGGUAUCACCCGCCACCCCCAAGGAGGAGCUGAGAAACAUGAUAAGAGCUGCAGUCUUCCUGGUUAAGAAGGCCCUCCUGGAUAAAGUAUCAUCAGUUUUCCAUGCCUCCUUGAAGCUGCUGCGGCUAAUACUAAGCCAGCUGAUCCCAGGUUCGGGCUUGGGCCGGACCGAGCUGACCCACUGCUUGGAGCAGACCUGGCCUAACCUGCUGGCCAGGACUGGAGACUCAGUCAGUCGCCUCCGGGCCACGGUCACUGCCUUCAUACGGGAAAUUGCUGUUUUGAAGGAUGUACGGGCCCUGCAGGUAAUCCCUGGUGAGCUGGUGAAGCCCUUCAAAUCCAACUUCCCCUCUCGCCUGGCUCAGAGUCGGGCCGAGCUGCUCGAGAAGCUACUCGCUGAGCUGGGUACAGAGAACUCUGGCUUCACCCUGGAGAAUGUCAUGACGUUCUGCACUGCGGCGUUGGAGCACAGUGCAUCAACGGUUCGAGAGCUGGCAGCGCGCAUCAUCUUAUCCUUGUACCAGCAGCACAAAAGUGCUGUUCUCAGCUACCUUCCACCCAACGACGCUGCUGCACGGAAGAACUUCCUCUACAAAACCCUCUUUGAUGGCUUUGCCAAGAUUGACGGAAAGCUGGUAGAGACUCAGACUUUGAAGAAAGGCAGUGGUCAGCAGGAGGGCCAAAGGGAGAAGGAGGAGAUCCACUCUCUUCAGGAGCAGCUGGCUGCCUUGAAAGAGAUCACAGAGAAAAGCAAUGAGAGCACCAAAGGACAAAUGGGCAAGAGGGAAGCUCCUAAAGUUGAGAAAGAGUCCCAAAAAGCUGGCAAAGCACCUGCCACAAAACCGCCCCAGAAUAAGAUAACAGACAGAGCAGAUGUCCAACAAUCUAUCAACUGUCUGGACAACUUGUGUAUAUUCUGUGGUAAAAAGGAUGAGUCAUUCACAGAGGAAGGGUUGGACCUUCACUACUGGAAACACUGUCCUAUGCUGCGACGCUGUGAUGAAUGUAGACAGGUAGUCGAGAUAUCCAGCCUCACCGAGCACCUGCUGGGUGAAUGUGAAAACAGGUCCAAAUUCAGUCAGUGCCCCCGCUGCUCAGAGGCUGUGGCCACUGAGGACCUUACUCGCCAUGUCCAAGGUCCCGCCUGCAACCCCCCCAUCUCCGGUAAAGGCUCCAACCACUGUCCAUUGUGUCACAACAACUUCAUGCCUGGAGAAGAGGCCUGGAAGGCUCACCUCAUGGGCAGGGAGGGCUGUAAACAAAACUCACGCAGGACUGCGGUGUCCCAGAGAACCCAGCCAGCACAAGGCAGGGCUGUCGGUGGAGCUAAGCUGAAGCAGGCCUGGUCGGUUGGGGCCAGGAGCAGGCCCAUUGGCAGAGGCAGCCGGAUCCCAGCACUGGCACCCCUGGCCAGAGGACCCACGCCAGGGAAGCGCUGAAGCUGGUUCAAAGCACCUGGGGGACAUCCCUGCACCCAGCAUCCCAGCAACAAACACCCCUGUAGUAACCCCACCUUCACAUUUCCUGGUCCAUCGUUCCUGCAUAUAGGCACUUUUAGAAUAUGAUAGGUUUCAGAUGUAUUCACUGACAUAUGCAAUAGGAUUUUAGAAGCCAAAACGGAUUUUGUUUGAAGCCACCAGUAUGCUAUAUCUCUUUUUUUAGAUUACCAAAAGCUGAACACAUCUAUCGUAUUAGCUUACGCACAAACUGACAUUAAAAAACAGGUUUGUAUUCAUUUAUUUAGACGCUGCAGAUUUACUGCAUUAACUAAAUUCUAAAUUCUCUGUUAGAUAUCUUGCCUCGUGUCUGUGUGCUGUUCACUUGUAUCUCCUUAUUCUCCUUUUUCUUAUCGCUCACUGCCGUUUGAAGAGGGGAAUUUCACAGCUUAAAGGGGCUGUCCAUUGAUUUGGUAUCAGGUGACUCACACAAGACAAUCGAAAUAAAAGCAGCAGUGGCAGAGACAUCCUGACUUUUAGUUCCUAGGAUGUGUCAGCCUCUAUAAACCCGGGAUCCUACAUUUCCCAAAAUGUAACCAGUAGCAGCUUCUUGUUAGACCCAGUCUGUCUGGUAAAUAGACACGUCUUACAAACUUCACACCCUCAGUUUACAGUGCAGGCUCUCUGUUAUAAAUGCCUUGGCUGAGAUAAACGCAAUGACUUCAGAGUGAGAACAUCAGAGUUUUUUUUUCCUCAGACUCGAUAAAUCUCCUCCAUAGACAUGAUGAAAGUGUGUUCACAGGCUUGUAAACUAUCAUUUCUUUGUGUAAAAUGUGUAAGUGUCCAUAUUUACAGCUGUACAAGCUGUUCAACGGUGCUCUGAAUGUGAACACUUUAUGGCAAAAGGGUGAAAAUAGGCACUUUUUCAUCAGAAGCGGUCUCAGCAUGUUGACCAAAAACAACAAUUCUCCAGUAAAAUCCGGGAUGUAAAUACAACUAAAACACACUCAUGAUCACGGUAGAAUCUUAAGUCAAGUCUGAAUGAUCUAGGUUGAGAGCUUCCCAUAGACAACCAGCGUAGUAUCAAUCAGUUCUCCAACAAAUACGUAAUCAGUCACUGAACCUUAUCAGAAGACGGUGACACUGACUAAUACCUGGAAACGCUCCUCUCCUUUGUAGAAGCAGUAAUGUGAGGAGAGGAGGAACGAGGCUGAGGUGUAGUCACAUGCAGAAGACUUCCCCUCCUUCUGCUGAUGGCUUCCAUCCUAAAGCUUUACUGUCAGCUCUGUGCUUUGCCACCUGUUUACAUUUUUCUCCUCAUUUCUUUCCUUAAAUAAAUGAUACAUAAGGAAUAAAGUAGCACUUUGCCAAAGGGAUGAUGCUUCACUGCAGAAUUUUUAGUACAGUAUAAACUUUAUUUUUCCUCUCAACGCCUACUGACAAUCUUGAGUAGAUGGCACAGUUUUAUAUGCUGUACUAGUCUAGUGACUUAGACUAACUGAAGAGAACAGGAUGGAGAUGAAUGUACUGUUUAUAGCAGAAUUUGUGUAGCACCUAUUUUUCCUAAAGUCCGCUUGAUUUGUGCUGGACAUGACGUCGGUCGACACCAACGAUAUCAAGCGCUUCUUCGACUUUGAACCCAUUUAAACCACAAUAAGAACUAAGACAGUUAUGCGCGAGAGUUAUAGUUGGCGCUGUAAUUUUCCUACUUCUGUUGUACUACACAGUGUUAUGACCAUGUUGGAAUGUAUCUGUGACUCAUCCACAGCCACAAAAGAACACACACCUGUGAUUCUCUGAACUAACAGAAACAUCCCUGAUCUCUGAUUUUUUUUUAAAUAUACAAAUUGUAAUUUAUUAUGGCAAGUUCCUCAUCAGUGUGUAGGAUAGCGCUAACUGUAGUGUCAGUGGACAAAGCAUAAACAAUCUAAAUGCAGCUGAUAAGCCAGAUAUAUAGAUAAAAGAGCAUACUUUCCCAUUCACCACGCUGGCUUUAAUAUGCUUCCUUAUUAAGGUUGUGCUUUUAUUUGCAUAGUGGUAUUUUAUGAAAAAUUGUGGUGUUUAAUGGCUAUUUUUUUUCCUGCAAAUGUAUUUGUAUUUGUUUAAAUAAAGCCUCAUUAAGCUGA
Molecule: messenger RNA, 5041 nt
Organism: Toxotes jaculatrix (banded archerfish)
Lineage: Eukaryota; Metazoa; Chordata; Actinopteri; Toxotidae
Gene: cep104
Product: centrosomal protein 104
Exons: 22
Coding region: 72-2918 (948 amino acids)
Cellular component (GO): cilium
Source: RefSeq, a predicted model, not a curated record